CGAGGAUUCAGAGGGGCUGUACGGUAGAUCCGCGCCCGCGAAACGUGUCAAAAGAUAUGUCCGCAUCUCCUGCGCCUCCGACCUCCUCCCAAUCGCUCUGGUCCCAGCUUGGUCGUCAGCCUUGUAAGGAUCCACAUAGGCGGCACUAUUUCCAUCCAGUUCCCGACCCUUUCCCCUUGGACGCUGUGGAUGCCGAGACAAGCUUUGCCAUAUAUAGUCUCUCUGCUUGCCCCUUCUCUUCCGUUGGUGCAUAUCUCCCGAAAGGAAAUUUACUCGUUCCGGGGAUCAAUGUGAACCAAAUCCCCCUUUCCUGGUGCUCUUGACUCCGUCAGCAGCAUGUCUACAGCCGUCUCACAGCCAAACGGCUCUCCGGCGUUACGACCCCGUACACUUCUCGCGAACAAGACCCCCGAAGAUGCCACCAACCUACAAACUCUAGAAAAAGUCGGUAUUGAUUCGAGUGGUCGCUCGACUCCUAUCUCCGAAGAUGCCCCCCCUUCGCAACAUUCGUUGUCGACUGCACGAAAACAAGCCCGCGCUCGAAAUCGCCUCUUCUACUCUAUCGAAUAUGUCCCCCGAGUAUCCCACUUUGACCCGCAAAGCGAUUAUCACAACUUCCGCGGGUUCUUCACCCUCUUUUGGAUCGCGUUGUUUAUCAUGGUGGUGACCACGGUACUUCGGAACAUCAAGGAUACGGGAUAUCCGCUGAGAGUGAGGGUGUGGAACAUAUUGUCGGCCAAUAUCUGGUCCAUGGGAUUUAGCGAUCUUGCCAUGGUGACCACGAGUAUGUUGGUGUUACCUCUCCAUCGGCUGUUCCGGAACAGUAGCGGCUGGCUGCGCUGGUCGAGAGGCGGCAUAGUGGUGCAGAGCAUCUUCGAGGCGGCCUGGCUGUCGCUUUGGAUCAACUGGCCGUUCAUGCUGCGAUGGACCUGGACUGCGCAGGUCUUCUUCACCCUCCACACCUUGACCUUUCUCAUGAAGAUCCACUCAUACGCUUUCUACAAUGGACAUCUCAGCGAAACUGAGCGCCGACUUUCGUCGCUCGACAAUCCAGGGUCGGUCUCCAUGGAUGCGGCCGUUCGCUAUCCGGAACCAACUACUCGUCGACCUGUCACCCGCCGACCAAGCGGUCACUCCCGAUCCCAGUCUAUCGUAGAGCUGCGCGAGGACCUCGCCACCGAGCUGACCUCGCCGCUGGGCCGUGUCACUUACCCUCAGAAUCUCACUCUCCUAAACUAUGUAGACUACAUGUUCUGUCCCACUCUGUGUUACGAGUUAGAAUACCCUCGGAGCAAGCAGAGGCGGUGGACCGAGAUCGGAUUCAAGACGCUCGCUGUGUUUGGAUGCAUUUUCUUACUGACUCUCACGAGUGAAGAGUUUAUUCUUCCGGUGCUGAGUGAGGCUAACAGCCAGCUGCACACAGUGAGCAAUGUGACCGAGAAGGCAUUGAUCCUCGCCGAGUCCAUCAGCAUGCUCCUGUUCCCAUUCAUGAUCACCUUUCUACUCGUCUUCUUGGUCAUCUUCGAGUAUGUGCUGGGCGCAUUCGCGGAGAUCACCUGUUUCGCCGACCGUCACUUCUACUCCGACUGGUGGAACUCCUGUGACUGGCUCGAAUUCUCCCGCGAGUGGAACAUCCCUGUCCACCACUUCCUCCGCCGACACGUCUACUUCAGCUCUCUUUCGCGCUUCUCCAAACCCGUUGCCAUGUUCAUCACCUUCUUGGUGAGCUCCGUUGCCCACGAACUGGUCAUGAGCUGCAUCACCAAGAAGCUCCGUGGCUACGGAUUCAUCGCCAUGAUGCUCCAGCUUCCCAUCGUGGCGGUCCAGAAGUCGAAAUUCUUCCGAGGAAAAACCACCCUCAACAACGUCUUUUUCUGGCUCUCCAUGAUCUUCGGUCUUUCUUGCAUGUGUGCUCUAUACGUUCUUGUUUAGAACAUCGAAGAAGCCAGUGCCUAUCGACACUACACUUGUCGCUUUUCCUCUCCCUGUCCUAUAACCACCCCUUCUGUACUAUAUUCCACUCGUUGUGUAUUCUACAUACGUAUAUAUACAUAUACCCUGCAUUGUAAACCACGUUGUGCUGUUUACUCGCUACAUUACAG
Molecule: messenger RNA, 2102 nt
Organism: Aspergillus steynii IBT 23096
Lineage: Eukaryota; Fungi; Ascomycota; Eurotiomycetes; Eurotiales; Aspergillaceae
Product: putative sterol o-acyltransferase (APE2)
Exons: 6
Coding region: 337-1932 (531 amino acids)
Biological process (GO): ergosterol metabolic process
Cellular component (GO): endoplasmic reticulum membrane
Molecular function (GO): ergosterol O-acyltransferase activity
Source: RefSeq, a predicted model, not a curated record